Molecule: messenger RNA, 1758 nt
Organism: Priapulus caudatus
Lineage: Eukaryota; Metazoa; Priapulida; Priapulimorpha; Priapulimorphida; Priapulidae
Product: serine racemase-like
Exons: 10
Coding region: 206-1171 (321 amino acids)
Biological process (GO): D-serine biosynthetic process; pyruvate biosynthetic process; L-serine metabolic process
Molecular function (GO): magnesium ion binding; L-serine ammonia-lyase activity; serine racemase activity
Source: RefSeq, a predicted model, not a curated record
AUCAUCUAGGUCCGUCCAGCCUCCUUCACGCGAUUCGUGGACGUUCGCUCAUAUGAUGCGUGAGCGUGAUUGCGGCGGCGGAUCGCUGAGUCCAGCGUAUACGUGCGUACGGCGGAGCGGGGAGUGGCCUACAUAGCGCACGAAUCAUGCACACCGCUGCUCUUCACAGGGCAUUACAUCAGCGGCUCCUGCCAGCGCGUGAGCUAUGACCACGACGUUUGAGGAUGUUGUCGCUGCGAGAGGAAGAAUCUCAAAGUACGCCCAGACCACGCCCGUGUUCACGAGCAGCACCGUGGACGCCAUGACAGGCCAGCAAGUCUUCUUUAAGGCUGAAAACCUCCAAACUACAGGGUCUUUCAAAGUUAGGGGCGCAUUAUACGCGAUCUCAAAGCUGAUGGAGAACAACCCGGAUGUUCCAGGAGUGGUUACCCACAGCAGCGGUAACAACGCACAGGCGGUAGCAUGGGUUGCUAGGCGCUACGGACUGCCGUGUACCGUCGCCUGUCCAAGUAACGCAUCGGAGGCGAAGAUCCGGGCGAUGAAGAGCUACGGAGCAGAGGUCGUUUUCUGCGAGCCAAACAUGAAAUCCAGAGAAGAGUGCGCUGCUGCGAUAUGCGCAAAGACAGGAAGAGCACUGAUUCACUCCUUCGAUAACGUGGACGUUAUUGCUGGUCAGGGCACGAUGGCGAUGGAAUUUCUGGAGCAGGUUCCCGAUUUGGAUGCCAUGUUGGUUUGCAUCGGAGGCGGUGGAAUGGCCGCCGGAGUGGCCCUCACAGUUAAAGCUAUGCGACCAUCAUGCAAAGUAUAUCUAGUAGAGCCCGAAGGGAAAGCGUUAGAGAAAUACCUGCGAGCAGGGCAACGAGAUGCGAACGACUCAUCGUAUGUCGCUACCGUUGCCGACGGAAUCCGCUGCAAGCAAGUUGGAAAACACAACAUGCCUAUAUUAUGUGAAAACGCCGAAAAAAACGUUUUAACUGUGAAUGAUACCGAAAUAAUUGAUGCUAUGAAGUUCAUCUGGACGAGAAUGAAGCUCGUUAUUGAGACCAGUGCAGCCGCUCCUGUUGCUGCACUGCUCUCGGGAAAGCUAGCGCAGGUGGCGCCCCACCUAGAAAAGGUCGGCAUCAUCUUAUGCGGGGGAAACGUCGACCUGAACAAUUUACCAUGGGAAUAAAUGCCAGCCCGCUAGAGUGCGCGCCAGUCACAGGAACAGUAGAGUCCCUUAAUAUAGAGGAACUCUCUAUAUAAAGGGACUCUAGCGUACAUCAAUGACCACAAUAUUCCUAUGACCUAAAAACGCACUGAUUGUGUGUGUGUAUGGUAUCCGUGGUUAUGGCCCGUGUAUGGUAUCCCCUCUAUAUAAAGGGACUCUAGGGAACAGUAUAUAGAGUCCCUUUAUAGAGAGGAACUCUCUAUAUAAAGGAACUCUAGCGUACAUCAAUGGCCACAAUAUGACCUAAAAACGCUCUGAUUGUGUGUGUGUAUGGUAUCCGUGGUUAAUUCAACUUCAUUUUACUAAUCAACUACACUCGCUCAGAAGCCAUUCUACACGAGUAUGAACGUGGCACAUAAGCUCGCAUAACUGUGAUCACAUUCGCAUAUAUACAUAUAUAUUAUAAUCAUUAUAAUUGACUCAUCAAAUUUAAUUAUGUGGCACCAAGAAAAUGUGUUUGUGUAAACCAGAAGUAGCAUUAACGAUUGUAGAUGAAUAUACGAUAUUAUAAAAUGUGAUGAGCAAUAAAGUUAUACGCCCAACAGUAA